Molecule: messenger RNA, 930 nt
Organism: Budorcas taxicolor (takin)
Lineage: Eukaryota; Metazoa; Chordata; Mammalia; Artiodactyla; Bovidae
Product: sialic acid-binding Ig-like lectin 13
Biological process (GO): cell adhesion
Cellular component (GO): plasma membrane
Molecular function (GO): sialic acid binding
Source: RefSeq, a predicted model, not a curated record
GACGCCCAGACACCCUCCGGCUCAGACAUGCUGCCACUGCUGCUGCCGCCGCUGCUAUGGGCGGGGUCCCUGGCUCAGGAUCCAAAUUACUGGCUGAAAGCACCGCGGUCCGUGUCGGUGCAGGAGGGCCUGUGUGUCCACGUGCCCUGCAGAGUUCCAAAAACCGGCUACUGGUUCCAAAAACCAGCCCGUGACUACGGAGAUCUGGCAGUGGCCACAAACAACCCAGAGCAUGCGGUGCUCAGUGAGGCCCAGGGCCAAUUCCUCCUCCUUGGAGACCCCCAGACCAAGGACUGCUCCCUGGACAUCAGAGACGCCCAGAGGAGGGACACAGAAGUAUACUUCUUUAGGUUGGAGAGAGGGCCUACCGUGAGAUAUAAUUAUAAAUGGCAUCCGCUCUCCGUCCGUGUGACGGCUCUGACAGACACACCUGACAUCCACGUCCAGGGGACCCUAGCAUCUGGCCGCCCCACCAACCUCACCUGUGCGGUGCGAUGGGCCUAUGAGAGGGGGACAUCCCACACCUUCUCCUGGACUGAGGUCGCCCUUACCUCCCCACACCCCAAGUCCCACUCCUCGGUGCUCACCCUCACCCCGAGGCCCCAGGACCACGGCACCAACCUCACGUGUCAUGUGUCCUUCCCCGGAGCUGGUGUGAGCACAGAGGCGACCAUGAGGCUCAAUGUGUCCUUCCCCAAGAUCCUGGGCAAUGCCACCUCCCUGAGAGUCUGGGAGGGCCAGUCCCUGCGCCUGGUCUGUGUUAUCGACAGCAACCCCCCCAAUGUCAGCUGGUCCCGGGGGAGCCUGACCCUGAGCCCCUCCCAGCCUUUGGAUCCUGGGGUCCUAGAGCUGCCCCAGGUGGUCUUAGGGGAUGGAGGAGAGGUCACCUGCAGAGCUCAGCACCCGAGCGGCUCCAGCCAUGUGUACUGA